UGGAAAAAUGGUUCCCCAUUUCUUUUUCUGAUCGGUUUCAGGUUAACUGUUGGGAUAUGGAAUCUCUGGAAGGAUGACAAAAAUGAACAGAAUAAGGGAAUACCCUCUUCUGUGGUCUCAGAAACAGCUACAAUAAAUGCGACUUUGCUGGAAGUGCGGUUCUUCUAGCUAGGGUUUCACGAAUAUUAGCCACUUCUUUAUACCACUAUACCUACACUUUCUCUUCACUUCUUUUACUUUAACCUCAAAAUUUUUUUGUGAGUUUUGCUUUUCUCCAUGUUCCUUGACCUAUGCUGAAAGCUCCACGAACUCUUUGUCUCUCUGCACACAAAGGAUUUGUCAUUCUGAGUGGUCAAAUUAAAUUUUCCACCACAUUAAUAAUUUAAUUUGGUUCAUGUUGUAUACAAUAAGCUAAACCAAUUAUUUUUCUGUAAGAUCCAUUUUCGAGCUCGCGGAUCAAUUAAUUCUGAUAACACUGAAUCCUUUGAAGUUUUAGAUUGUGGGUUUUAACUGUUUGUUAAAAAUCUUAUACUUUCCUGCUUUAGAAAGAAUACAAAUUAGAGUGAAGCGUUUCUUGAAGACGUCUGUUUCUAAUUUUUGGAGAUGGUGAGGGGAAAGGUUCAAAUGAAGAAAAUUGAGGAUGCAACAAGCCGUCAAGUGACCUUUUCAAAGCGUCGAACUGGUCUUGUAAAGAAAGCUAACGAGCUAUCGGUUCUUUGUGAUGCACAAGUAGCUGUGAUAGUCUUCUCACAGAACGGAAGGCUCUAUGAGUUCUCAAGUUCUGAGUACGUUUUCCUUCACUUUUCCAAAUUCAUGUUCUGCUUAAGAAUUAGUACUUCAAUAGAUAUGCUAUGAUUGCUCAGAGAUACAUAUGUACCUGUUAUACUGAUUUGGAAAAGAAAAAAAAAAGUGCAGAUGGUUGCUUACUUGCUUUGCUGGUUGUAAGGGUAGUCUUUGUUAAUUUGUUUCUCUACCUUACGUUUUGAGGUUUGGUGCAAUCUGCAGAAAUAAACAAACGAGUCUGUGUGGCUUAAUUCGUUUGAUA
This is a messenger RNA of Cajanus cajan (pigeon pea), 1045 nucleotides long. Lineage: Eukaryota; Viridiplantae; Streptophyta; Magnoliopsida; Fabales; Fabaceae. The record is from RefSeq and is a predicted model, not a curated record.